Procambarus clarkii (red swamp crayfish) is the source of this 2012-nucleotide messenger RNA. Its product is annotated as zinc finger protein 100-like. Gene Ontology annotation, biological process: regulation of transcription by RNA polymerase II. Gene Ontology annotation, molecular function: DNA-binding transcription factor activity; RNA polymerase II cis-regulatory region sequence-specific DNA binding. Lineage: Eukaryota; Metazoa; Arthropoda; Malacostraca; Decapoda; Cambaridae. The record is from RefSeq and is a predicted model, not a curated record.
AAUCGUCUUGGAAAUAUGAAGACUCACAUGUUAGUGCAUUCGGAUGACAAACCUCAUGAGUGUACAGAGUGUGGAAAGAGAUUCAGUCGUCUUGGAGACUUGAACGCUCACAUGUUAGUGCAUUCUGGUGUCAAAGUUCAUGAGUGUCCGGAGUGUGGGAAGAGAUUCAGUCGUUUUGGAGAUAUAAAGAAACAUAUGUUAGUGCAUUCAGGUAUCAAACCUCAUGUGUGUCCAGAAUGUGGGAAGAGAUUCAGUCAGCUUGGAAGUAUGAAGACUCACAGGAUGGUACAUACGGGUGAGAGACCUUUUGAAUGUGCUGAAUGUGGCAAAACAUUUAGAAAACGUGGAACUAUUGUACUGCACAUGUUAGUGCAUUCAGGUGUCAAACCUCAUGAGUGUCCAGAAUGUGGAAAGAGAUUCAGGCAGCUUGGAAAUAUGAAGAGACACAAGAUGAUACAUUCAAGUGGUCCAGUGGCGCCAGAGGAGGUGGACCCGCGGGUGGUGGACGCGACCUGCUUGCGUCUCUACCAGCGACUGUGGGGGCUGGCAGUGAGCAAGUCCACCCACCAGCUCCACAGUGUCUUCACGCCAGCAGAGAGCAAGGCUCAAGUACACGGGCUCUCCAAGCUCCAGGACACUGACCAGGUUCAGGACCAGACCACUGACAAGGCCUACAACCCGGACACUGACCAGGCCCACAAGGCCAAUGACCAGUCCCACAACAAGGCCAGUGACCAGGCCCACAACAAAGUCAGUGACCAGGCCCAGAACCAGGCCAGUGACCAGGCCAUUGACCAGAUCCAGAACCAGGCCACUGACCAGGUCCAGAACGAGGCCACUGAUCAGGUCCAGAACCAGGCCAGUGACCAGGUCCAGAACCAGGCCACUGACCAGGUCCAGAACCAGGCCACUGAUCAGGUCCAGAACCAGGCCAGUGACCAGGCCCAGAACCAGGCCAUUGACCAGGUCCAGAACCAGGCCACUGACCAAGUCCAGAACCAGGCCAGUGACCAGGUCCAGAACCAGGCCAUUGACCAGGUCCAGAACCAGGCCACUGACCAAGUCCAGAACCAGGCCAGUGACCAGGUCCAGAACCAGGCCAUUGACCAGGUCCAGAACCAGGCCACUGACCAGGUCCAGAACCAGGCCACUGACCAGGUCUAGAACCCGGUCCAGAACCAGGCCACUGACCAGGUCUAGAACCAGGCCACUCACCAGGUCCAGAACCAGGCCACUCACCAGGUCCAGAACCAGGCCACUGAUCAGGUCCAGAACCAGGCCACUGAUCAGGUCCAGAACCAGGCAUUGACCAGGUCCAUAACUAUACCAGAGACUAUUUACAGUACAAGAUCAGUAACUAGGUCAUAGACUAUUUUCAGGACCAGACCACUGACCAGGUCAGUGACCAUUUUCAGACUAUUGUCCAGGUCCAGAACCAGGCCACUGACCAGGUCAGGCAGCCAGCCAGGGCUCCAGGUACCUUAGCGUAUCCAGUACUAUAUCCCUAGACCACGGGUUGUGGUGAGCCCGUAGUGGACUUACCUGGCUUAGGAGAGGGGCUGUAACUGCCGCUGAUUGACUGAUUGAUGAAGAAUAAGCUACCCAAGAAAUGGCAUGGGCAUGAAUAGCCCGUAAACUACUGCUGGAGAAAUCUAGACAUUUAUAAGUGUGGGUACACCUCACUCUACGAAUCAUCUACCCAUCCAAUCGUCCCCCCCAAUCGUCGGGAGCGGCGAAGGGUAGAGUGAGGUGAUUGGUGCCUGCCUCCGGCUUCUAGCGGUGUGCCAGAUCUUCCCUUCCCUCUGGAUCAAUGGAGGACCAUCGAACAGUUGUAUAUUCGAAGUCGAGUUCACCUGGAUGUUGAUUACAGGUAUCAGCUCCCAAAUGAACACAGCCUCAAGUGUAAGAAGCCUCCUACGAUCGUCGUGGCGCGUGAUUACUGUCGUAUAUUUCACUAUGUCUUGGCUAUUUUGAAUGGUGUUGUGGUGUUCCAAUAAAAAUUGAAAGAUUUA